AUGUCCUCCACUUUCAACAAUGGAGCCAGCAUCCCAUCGCCACCAGAUGCCGCCAAUGGCUUCCCCCAACCCAGUGCCUCAGGUGCCUGGCACAGACCAGAGGAGGAGCUACGGGUUGUGGAGCCCAGCCUGGUGAAGAAGGCCCACCGGGAGAUCCUGGACCAUGAGAGGAAGCGGCGUGUGGAACUCAAGUGUAUGGAGUUGCAGGAGAUGAUGGAGGAACAAGGGUAUUCUGAAGAGGAGAUCCGACAGAAGGUGGGGACCUUCCGACAGAUGCUGAUGGAGAAGGAGGGGGUCUUGACCAGGGAGGAUCAACACGGUCGCCACAUAGUGAUGGAAAGCCACUACUUGAUUGAGGGGGAUGCCCAGGGCCUGGAGUACUUGCCCUAUGAGGAAGACUGCCCUCUUGAGUGCGAUUGUCCUGCUGACUGUUACCGGGCUGAUGGUGGGCACCGAGAGUACAGGACCAAGCACUGGUCAAGCAGCUCAGCCUCGCCCCCUCCCAAGAAGAAGAAGAAAAAGAAAUCUGGCCAUCGGAGGAGUCGCAAAAAGAGGAAGCUAGACUCUGAAUGCAGCUGUGGGAGCUCCUCACCCCUUCGGAAGAAGAAGAAAAAUGGAAAGAAGCAUAGACGUGACAGGUCUGACUCAGGAUCCCGGAGGAAGAGAAGACACAGAUCCCGGAGCCCCAAAAGCAAAAGGAAAGAGAAAAACAAAGAGAGAAAGAGGCCUCAUAGUGAGUCUCCUUCAAGAAGGUGUCAUCGACACAGUAGCUGUAGUUCUCAUAGCGCCUCCAUAUCUUCCAACUACAGCAGCUCCAAAUCACCCAGCAGACUGAGCCCCAAGCCCAGAGACGAUGGCCCCAAGGCCAGUAGCCAGCGGUCCAGCAGGAGCAGAACGUCCUCUCCUUCGGGCCGCAGCCGAUCAGGGUCUCCACACCAGAAUGGCCAGCGGAGUAGACGUCCCAGCCAGUCCCGUGGCAGCCCAUCGGACACCCCUCUGGAUAAGAGGCCCAACUCGCCCGAACCCCGAGCCCACGCCAAAGCGGAGCCGGCCCUGACCACACCGCCGCGGGGGAAAGAGGGUCGAAGCCCCGGCUCGGCUUCGCCGCAGCCACCGGCCAGGGGCGGCCGAGGCGGCACAAGCGGAGGAGGCACGGGAAGCGCGCCCGGGGGAGGAGGCGGCACCUGCGGGAGCGUAGCGGGAGAAGCCAAGCACCGGCGGCGCUCGCGCUCCGCCGCUUCGGCGCCGCGUCGGAAAGGACGCAGACGGCCUCGCGCCCCGGCUCCUCGGAGCUCCCCGCGAUCGCUCAGCCGCGCCGGCUCCAGCAGCGACUCGGACGCGUCUGGAGCCUCCCACCAGCCCGGCCCGGAGCCCAGCCAGGAUCGGAGCCACUGCGCCCCGGGGAAAAAAGAGAAGGAAGGUGAUGGCCGGACAAGGCACCCAGAGGGGGAAGCUACUAGACCCCGGCGACGGUCCCGGAGUUACUCACCGAUUCGUAAGAGGCGUCGGGACUCACCUAGUUUCAUGGAGCCCAGGCGGAUAACCAGUGCCCGGAAGCGCCCGAUCCCCUACUACCGGCCCAGCCCUUCCUCCUCCUCCUCCUCCUCCAGCUCCUGGAGCAGCCACACCUAUAGCCGCAGUCGGAGUGGCAGCCACAGCCCAGACAGCUACAGCAGCCGCAGUGGGAGCCGCAGCCGAACCCGGAGCCCCUCCAGAACCCCCAGUCCCAGCCCCAGUCCCAGCUACAACAGCCGCAGCAGCUCGGAGAGCGGUGGCUUCUGACCCCCCGAGAGGUCCAUGCUCCCUUUCCCUUGGAUGCCCGCUCCUUCCUGCUCCUACUCGAGAGCCCCCACCCCCACCUACCCCUGGCCCAAGAGACCCAGCUUGGUUGGGUUCAGAGGACCAGGAGGCAGGACAGAGCCAGGGGGGAGGGGCAGGUGGAGCCAUUCUCCUGUGGGGUGUGGGAAACUUUCCCCUGCAUACCCACUCACUCCUACCACCGCCAGCUCUGUUCAUAUUUCUUCACACCCCACAGGGUGGACCCAGGUAUCUGGGCAGCCCAGGCCAAAGGCCCUGCUAGGCCAAAUUCACCCAUUCCAUCUAUCACUGUCAUCCUCCAAACCAGCACCAGGGAGAGCUCCUAUCUCCAGUUUGGGGGCAAAGAAAAGCGCAACCAACAGGUGGAUGGAGACUCUUGCCCCCUGAAUUGGCCCCAGGUCAGGGAGUGUCCAGGGGGGACUCAGCCUGGCUGGGGAAGAUUCUCCCCCCAUCCUCUCACCCCUUUUCCUCUGACCCUGUUGUACAAGGUUGGGUUGGCAACAGGGGAACUCUGUCCUUAUGGGAAUGGGGUUGGUGCACCCCAGAACCCCAGAGACCUCUGCCCAAUUUGGGCACAGGGCCUGAUGACAAAGAUCGGGAUCCUAUUGCUUCCAGAAGGUGCCCUCUCCAUUCCUUGGGGUUGGGCACUGCCCCAGAGCACCAAGAGCCACCGAACACAGGACGUGCUCAAUCCCUGCCCCCAAGUCCUACUCUGCCCUGAGCCACCCACCCCACGGGGAAGGGGACUUCCUGGGGAGCUGGCACAAGGAGAUGAAACCCCUCCCUCCCAGAAUGUAUCCGAAACCCCCUUCCCCUCCCUGUUUGGUUGGCAGAAGACAUGAGGCCUGGUAACUCCCUUCACAUCUACCUCCCUCUCUCAGACCUUUUCUUUCCCUUAGCCAUCUGGACUUUCCUUUGGCCUUCUCUUGGGGGAACUCAAUGCUUGAUGUCCAGAAAUGCUCCUGAAAAAGAGAGCAUCUGGCUUCAAUUCCCAUUAGAAACAACCGGGAGAGACGGUCCAACAAUACAGUGAGUAGGACCUAGAUCAAACGAAAGGAAAGACUCCCUGACCAUUGAACCAUGGGGCCAUUCAUGGAGUGAUCCCAAGGUGACCUCUAGUGAUUCCAAGGCAGGAGACACAGCCUAAGGUAGCUGAAGGGGCACAUACCCAGAGGCAGAGGAAUGGAGUAGUUGACCUUCCCACUCCAAGAAACAGAGAUGGACAUGGGGCGGGGGGAGGUGCAAGUGACCACAUCAGUCUGAUGGUUGGACUCAGGAAAGAAACCUCACCCAGAAUGUCCUUUCUCCCUCCCCAGGGCUAAUAUCCCCUGCCAUUAUGAAUUCUGUCUGGGUUGUAGCUCCAUCUGCUAAGCCUUCAGCAUGGUCCUCCUCUGGGGUAGACAACCCUUCCCUGCAUAUACACUCAUCUCUUUCAUCUGACAGGCCCUGGGGUCUCCAAAUCUGGUCCUGAGAAGUGACUCCAAUUCCAAUGAGACCUACAGAGACAGUCACUUGAAGGGGGCUAGUUAACCCUCAAAGUUGGACUCAGAGCCUCAAAGGGACUGUGAAUUCCAGGGCCAGUAUUACUCUAAGUGAGCAACGCUCCCCUCCCCCAGGGAACUAGGCUGCUAUGUAAUUUAUUUAUUAAUUUAUUUAUUUGUGUCUUAUUUAUUCUCCCCCAGGCCUUGAAGGCCAGGACCACUCCUCUCCCCACCACAUACACCCUAUCCACCUUGCCAGGCCAGGUGUCAGGGUCUCUGGCCCUUGCUGCUCUUUCCCUGGGGGAGAAGGUCUCUUCCUCACCACCCCCACCCCAGGCACACAUCGCUCUGGCCCUGGCAUGGGGGUAGGGCCCUAGGGACCCCACCUCCCCUUGUUCCCUCUCAAUUCCCCCAGCACUCCCUCAUCCCUUCUGAUCCCCACCCUCUACCCAGGAGCUGUGCAUCAGGGAUAUCACCAAGUCUUCCUCAGUCCAGUCAGUGUCCAUCUGGGGGGGAGGGAGAGGGGGUAACCUGACCCACAGUAUGGAGAACAAGUCUGUGCCCUGUCCCCUCGGGUAGGCCAGGAUGCUCUUCUGUUUCAAUCCGCUUUGAGACGGGAUUCAGCCUGGCUUUUCCUUUCAUUUUUCUUUUAUUUCUUUCUGAUCCUGAGUCGAGGUGUAGUUUCCUUGAGAUGGUUGGAAUACAAUAAAAUGCAAAGUAUA
Molecule: messenger RNA, 4021 nt
Organism: Vombatus ursinus (common wombat)
Lineage: Eukaryota; Metazoa; Chordata; Mammalia; Diprotodontia; Vombatidae
Gene: SRRM3
Product: serine/arginine repetitive matrix 3
Exons: 14
Coding region: 1-1782 (593 amino acids)
Molecular function (GO): mRNA binding
Source: RefSeq, a predicted model, not a curated record